AUGACGACCGCGACCUCCUCCGACCCCUCGCCGUCGUCCUCGUCCGCCGCCGGGCCGUCCCCGCUCUCGCUGCUCCGCCCGCACACGCACACGCACGGCCACGGCCACGGCCACAUGACGCCGCCGUCGCCGGCUUCGGCGCCGGCGCUCGUGGCCCCGCCACCGUCCCCGGCCUCCGCGCCCAGGGACUACCGCAAAGGCAACUGGACCCUCCAGGAGACGCUCAUCCUCAUCACGGCCAAGCGCCUGGACGACGACCGCCGCGCCGGCGGCGCCCAUGGCCACGGCCACGGGGUGCCUCCCGCCGCGGCGGGGUCGCCCACGACGCCGCGGUCGGCGGAGCAGCGGUGGAAGUGGGUGGAGAACUACUGCUGGAACCACGGCUGCCUCCGCAGCCAGAACCAGUGCAACGACAAGUGGGACAACCUCCUCCGCGACUACAAGAAAGUCCGCGACUACGAGUCCCGCGCCACCGCAACCGAGCCGGCCACCGCCGCCCCCGCCCCCGGCGCCACCAACAUACAGGGUCUCCCGUCCUACUGGGCCAUGGAGCGGCACGAGCGCAAGGACCGCAACCUCCCCACCAACCUGGCGCCCGAGGUGUUCGACGCGCUGACGGACGUGCUCUCGCGCCGCGCCGCGCGGCGAGGGGGCGCGGCGAUCGCGGCCGCACCGCCACCCCCGCUCGCGCUGCCUCCGCCACCGCCUCCUCCAUCGCCGCCGAAGCCCCUCCUCGUUCAGCCCCGCGCUCCACCGCCUCCUCCUCCUCCGCUGCCACUUCCGGCGGUGGCCGUGGCGCCGCCGGCGACGUCGGUUUCCGCGGAGGAGCUGACGGGGUCGUCGGAGUCCGGUGAGGACGGGUCGGACGGCGGCGAGCCGCAGCCGAAGCGGCGGCGGCUGAACCGGCUGGGGUCCAGCGUGGUGCGCAGCGCGACGGUGCUGGCGCGCACCCUGGUGGCGUGCGAGGAGAAGCGGGAGCGGCGGCACCGGGAGGUCCUGGAGCUGGAGGAGCGGCGGCUGCGGCUGGAGGAGGAGCGCACGGAGGUGCGGCGCCAGGGCUUCGCGGGCCUUGUCUCCGCCGUCAACAGCCUUUCCAGCGCCAUCCACGCGCUCGUCUCCGACCACCGCAGCGGCGACUCCGCCGCCCGGUAA
Miscanthus lutarioriparius is the source of this 1152-nucleotide messenger RNA. The record is from the annotation of a GenBank genome assembly. Lineage: Eukaryota; Viridiplantae; Streptophyta; Magnoliopsida; Poales; Poaceae.